This is a messenger RNA of Drosophila takahashii, 9011 nucleotides long. It is a transcript of the gene Tet, whose product is annotated as Ten-Eleven Translocation (TET) family protein. Gene Ontology annotation, molecular function: zinc ion binding; DNA 5-methylcytosine dioxygenase activity; DNA binding. The record is from RefSeq and is a predicted model, not a curated record. Gene Ontology annotation, cellular component: nucleus. Gene Ontology annotation, biological process: positive regulation of transcription by RNA polymerase II. Lineage: Eukaryota; Metazoa; Arthropoda; Insecta; Diptera; Drosophilidae.
AAAUAUUCAACACGCAAAACCAGUGAGUUCAAAAAAUAAACGACAUACAAAUCUUGGAGUAGCUUCAACUUAUAUAUAUAUUAUAUAGUAUAAAAAAAUAAUCAGAGUGUUUUACACUAGCCAACAAGCAAACAAAUACGAAACGAAACGAAACCAGUCAGAAACAUUUUUAAAAAAGAAGAACUACCUCAGAAAGCAGAGAAAAGUGAACCGAAAAGUGUACAAAAAUCGAAUUAAAUCUUUUGAAAAAAUCAGUACAAAGCCCCGCAGUUUUCAAAGACAACUGCAUAGCCAUGCCAGAGUUUGAGCUUAAAUGGCGUCUUCAAUUUUAGCCCAGAGCAGCACAGGCGCUACCGUCGACAGCAGCAAUUUGGGAGCAACAUCUGCAGCAGCAGCAGCCGCAGUAGCAGCAGCAACAUCCGUGGAGGCCACUGUGUCCAGUCUGCACAAUACCCAUCUCAAUCAGCUGAGCAGCCUCAGCCAGCACUACACAACGACCUACCAUCACCCAGUGCAUCCUCAUCACUACCAGCAGCAUCAUCACUAUCCGCAGCAGCAGCAGCAACAUCUCCAGCAGCAGCAGCAACACCAGCAGCAACAGCAGCAGCAGCAGCAGCACUGGGACUACUAUGCCAGGCAGCAGCAGCAACAUCAGCAGCAGCAGCAACAGCAACAGCCAACGGCCGCCACCAACGGCAACAGUAGCAACAGCAACAGCAGCAACAGCAACAACACUACGGUCCCAGCUCCACUGGGCAGCAGCAACAGCAGUAGCAAUCAUGCUAAUGUUGCAAUUGGCGGCAGCAACACUGGCCAGCGGCACGGCGAUGCCAAUGCCAAUGCCAUUUCCGCCGCCUCCGCCGCAGUAGGAAAUCCGGGUAGCCAAGUAAAUCCCAGUGCCAACUCGAAUUCGAACUCCAAUUCCAAUUCGAACGGCAGCUACACGCGUCCCUGGGAAAUGGAGUCCAAGGACAAUGGUCCACAACCUCAACCCCAACAGCAACAGCAGCAGCAACAACCUCAUCAUCUGCAGUUAAAGAGCGGCUUUGAACCCUUCUCCAAGCUGCCCUCCUUUCAGAGUCAGUUCCAUGGCUUCAAUGAGCAACUGCUGCCGGAUGGAACACCCAUGCCAGUGCCAAUAGGAGCAACAGUAGCAGCAACAGCGCCACCUGGCGGAGGAUCUGUAGUAGUACCACCUCCUGCCGCUCCACCCACUGGAGGCUCCCUGCAAACGGUGGCCAUGUCGCCCGCCAGCAUCUCAGUCAGUUCACCCGGGAUGAUGAGUGUGGGUUCGCCUUUGACCCAGCUAUCGGGAAUGCAGACCAGCAUUACUCCGCCCUCCGCUCAGGUGGGCAGUUUUCCGGCUCCACCGCCGCCGAAUGCCUUUGCCCAUCAUCAUGCUCUGAAUCCGCAUCAUCAUCAUAGAGGAGCAACUACUGGUUAUCCCACUCCCUAUGCCGAACUGCCACUCUAUCCGGGAUUCACCCCCUUGAGUGUGAAGAAGGAAACGAGCAGCAGCGACUUUGAGAUGCUGCUCAAGAAGGAGGACUUUGAUCUCAGCAACAGCGGUGGACAGAUACACCAUCCACAUCUGCAGCAUCCCAUUCCGAUGGGCAUGCACACCCCCACCUCGUAUGAUGGCAACAAUAGCAACAACAGCUAUCCACAGGCAACGGGUGGAAAUGGUAGCGGAAAUGGAAGUCAUACACCGCACACGACCACCUCGAAUACCCAACUACCCACGCCCACCACAACCACACCGGUGAAGGUCGAGAAGCUCCUCCAAUCGCCGAUAGCCCGAUUGGAGGCCCGGAAGAAGGAGCGCCGGAAACAGCGGCCCAAUUCGCUGGAGUCCAGUGCCGAGAGCGAGGCCAGCGGCAUGGACGUAGACCCCAGCAAUCCUGGCCAAGUGGACGCCGUGUCCAGCACGGCCAACUUCAAGAGUCCGCUGAGUGCUUUGGGGAUGGGGGAUAGCAACGAUGCCAAUGCCAGCGGAUGCGACAAGCAGUCGAAGAAGAAGCGCAAGCGGUGCGGCGAAUGCGUGGGAUGCCAGCGGAAGGACAAUUGUGGGGAGUGCGCCCCCUGCCGAAACGACAAGAGCCACCAGAUCUGCAAGCAGCGCCGCUGCGAGAAGCUCACCGAGAAGAAGGAACCCAAAGCCAAAACCAUCGUCUUCGGAGCCGAUGGUCAGCCCGUUCGACCCGAUUCGAAACGCGGCCGGGGCAAGGGAAAGUCGUCUGGUUCCGGCAAUGGAUCGGUUAACGCCACAGGUAUCGCCGCCGGCAAUGGAACACCAACAACUGGGCAGUCACGCGCCCGCAAAAACUCCACCAAAGCAAACAAACUGAAUGCAGCCGCUGCAUCAGCAACAUCGCCUCGUCUAAGUCCAGUGCCGGCAGCAACACUGUUGCCGCAGCAAUCGCCAAAUACCACAACAGCAACAGGCAACCUGCAGCAGCAACAGCAGCAGCAGCAAUACCAGCAGCAUCAGCAACUUUUGUCGCAGCAGCAACUCCUGUCGCAGCAGCAGCAGCAACAGCAAUAUCAGCAGCCGCAGCAGCAACAGCAGCACUUCCAGCAGCAACAGCACUUGCAGCAGCAGCAGCAGCACGCACAGCAGCAACAUUUGCCACAGCAGCAGCAUCAGAUAACCGCACAAAUCCAAACCAUGAAGGAUCAACCGCAGCAGCCCAUGGCACCCAUGGCCUUCUACCCCACAUGGCAGGCGGAUCCGUCGCAGGGCUGGCAGAACCAGUUCAUACAGCAGAUACCACAGAACACACCGGCCAUAACGUCCCUGAACUCGCUGGACUUCCAGACGCAGUCGUAUGCGUAUCCCUCGAACGGCUACGUGCAGUCGGGCCUGGGAUUUGAUCCGAAUUACGGGCGAUCUCCGUAUGCGGCGCCAGUGCAGCGCUACGACUUUCAGAGUCAACAGCUGUCCACUGCUCCGUCGGCCAUCAACCAGGUGGGAUUUGCACCCACCUACGCGGGUCAGGUGUCCGCCGCCCCAGUGCCGCCGUCGCAGCAGCAGCAGCAGCAACAACAGCAGCAGCAGCAACAGCAGCAACAUUUGGGAGCGGAACUGAACAAGACGAUGUCGUCGGGAAACGACACGCCUGGAUAUCCGCGGGUGAGCAGCGUGCCGCCGCGCUCACUCAAUUGUAACGGGUAUUCAGGCGAUUACAGCGGUUCCCCAACCAACAGCAACAACAACAACAGCAGUAGUAGCAACAACACCACCAGCAACAACACCAACAGCAAUUCCACCACAGUGGUUAGUGGUGGCACCACCACGCCAGCACCACCACAACAACCACCCACUGCGGUGGCCCAGCCCGCCUCCUCGCCCAUGCAGCCACCCAUUCAGGCGGUGCCCCAAUCGCCGACGCGCAACAGCAACAUGUUGCAGCAACAGCAGCAACAUCAGUCGCCCACGGGCAACGGGCUGCAGCCCUACGUUGCACCACAGCAGCAACAUCUUGCCACCUCGCCACCCAUGCAGGAUUGGAACUGGCAGCAGCAACAGCAGCAGCAGCAGCAACAACAGCAACAGCAAUCCCUGGCCGCCGAGGGUUAUGCCUCCCAGGGCGAGCGACUUCAUCUAAACACCCGCAUCAAGUCGAUGAUUAUGCGUAAGAGCGAUCCCAAGGAUCCGCCGCCGGACUUGCAGCAGCAACCUGUGCAGGUGCAACAGCAGCAGCAACAGUCGGCGGUGCAGCAGCAACAACAGACCGGUCAUUUUUUAUCGUAUAGCCACCAUCUCCGGCCCGAAGCGGCGCUGAGCGCCAACGGACCGAGCAGUGCCACGCCCACCCACCCCAUGCAGCAGCAACAAGUGCAACAGCAACAACAGCAGCAGCAGCAGCAACAGCAGCAGCAACAGCAGGCUGUGGGUGGUUCAGUGGCCGCCGAGCCGAUCGGAGGUGGUGGCGAUCACAUCUGGAAGCCACACCAUGCCAACUCCUUCAAGAAACCCAGCGUGGUUAGUGGCUAUCCAGGAGCAACGGCAGAUGCCCAAUUGCAGCUGCAGUUGCAGCAACACCAGCCAGGACAGCACACGACCAUCAGCCAUUCGGUGGAGCCGCCAUCGGCGGUGGUGGUGCCACCACAACAGCAGCAACAGCAACAACAUCCUCUACCUGUGCCUCCAGCUCAGCCCAAGAAAUCGAGGAGUCGCAGCAAAGCCAGCAGAGCAGCGGCAGCAGCAGCAGCAGCAGCGGAAGCAGCGGCGGAGAUCGAUAGAGAUCGCAACUCCACGGAUCCAGGAGGUGGUGGUCUGAAGCCUUUAUCUGCUCACUAUCCCCCGCAUCCGCAUGGAGGACCAGGACCAGGAGGACCUCCCGGCCAGGAUUACCAUUCGCAGUAUAUCAAAACGGAACCCGGUCUUCUGGGACCCCCGCAACCCAAUAAAAUGGAGGGUUACGAGCGAAACUACCAAAACUUCAUACAAUAUGCGGACUUCUGUCAAAAUGAUGGUCAGGGGCAGCCGGUGCAGCAGCAUCAUGGUCAUGGUCAGCAGGAUUACGCCGGCUAUCAUCACAAUUCCGCUUAUUAUGGAGCGGGCGCCAGUAGUUUUCAACAGAAUUUCCAACAGAAUUUCGUACCGGGAUACCAGCACUCGACUUAUGGAGGAAGAGGUAAACCACCAGGUAGUCAACCCACCCAUCAGAUCCACGGACAUGGUCAGAGUUUAAUGGAGCUGGACAGAAAACCCGAUACGAAUAGCAUUAUACCACUGCCCACGAACUAUGAGAAGGAUAUACCCGCCUAUCCAAUUCCGCCACAUCGAUAUGCGUUGGGUCACGGGGCGCCACCCCAUCUAAGUCACCACGGGAUGCUGGAACCGAAGAUCGAGGACAUGGGAAUGCUGGGACAUGGCGGGGGCUACGCCUAUCUGGGCAGCGAGGGAAAACCCCUGAAUAAUGGAUUCUCCUGCUGUCGACAGGGUGGCACAAGGCCGCCCACCGCCGAGCAUCUAAAAGACGGAACCUGCCUGGGAUUGGGUAUUCAACCGAAGGAGGAACUCAUCGACGAGGAUGAGCUGAUCGAUGCCCAUGGAAAUGGUCUGAAACCCAUAGGUGGAGUGGGCAAGGCAAAGGGAAAACAGAAACCAGAUGAAAUACCCGAGAUCGUGGUGAAGCACGAGAAGAUCAACCCGCUGUUCGAUACCACGGAUCGUUUGGAGAAGGGCAACAAGACCGAGAUUCCCGAGUGCGAGUGCUUCCAGUCAGACAAGAAUCCUCCGGAACCGGGCACUUACUACACGCAUCUAGGCACGGCCUCUUCUCUAAUGGACUUACGAAGAGAAUUCGAGGAGCGUUGCAACCUCACGGGUCGCCAGUUGAGGAUCGAAAAGAUCGUCUACACGGGCAAGGAGGGCAAGACCUCGCAAGGAUGUCCGGUGGCCAAGUGGGUAAUCCGAAGAGCUGAUCUCGAAGAGAAGAUUCUGGUGGUGGUCAAGAAACGACCGGGACACAGAUGCAUAGCUGCUUAUAUUGUGGUCUGCAUGGUGGCCUGGGACGGAAUGCCUCGCUUGGAGGCGGACAAUGCCUACAAGAAUCUGAUCCCGAAGCUCAACAAAUACGGCCUGCCCACCACGCGAAGAUGUGCCACCAAUGAGAAUCGCACAUGUGCCUGUCAAGGACUCGAUCCGGAAUCGUCGGGUGCCUCGUACUCCUUCGGCUGCUCCUGGUCGAUGUACUAUAACGGCUGCAAGUACGCCCGCUCCAAGACGGUGCGAAAGUUCCGGUUGUCGGUGAAGAGCGAGGAGGCGGCCAUCGAGGAUCACAUGAACCUGAUCGCCACCCUGUUGGCGCCGGUCUUCAAGCAGGUGUGUCCGCGUUCCUACGACAAUCAGACGAAGUACGAGCACGAGGCCAGCGAUUGUCGCCUGGGUCUGGAGCCCGGGAAACCCUUCUCCGGAGUCACCGCCUGCCUGGACUUUUGCGCCCACUCGCACCGGGAUCUCCACAACAUGCAGGAUGGCUGCACGGUGCAUGUGGCUCUGCUGAAGCCCGGCAAUCGCGAUACCCGCCUACCAGACGACGAGCAGUUCCACGUCCUGCCGCUCUACACGAUGGACGGCACGGACGAGUUCGAGAGCGUCGAGGGUCAGAGGGACAAGCACCGCACCGGGGCGGUGCAAAUGCUGGACAAAUUCCCCUGCGAAGUACGCGUUCGAUCCACACCUUUGAUACCCUGCAGAAGACAUGGCAAAAAGCGAAAGGACGGCGACGAAACGGCGCCACCGGAUGGCGAUCAAGAUGCCGUGGGCGAUGCGAAUAGCCAGAGCAGCUCCUCCAACGGAGCCCAAUCGCAGGCCAACAACCAGCAGAGUAGUCCACCCUCUUUAGGAGCACCGCACAUCAAGAAGGAGAAUGGAUCAGGAGGAGUGGCGGCCAAUGGAGCGACAACCGCAGGCAAAUCAAAGGGCAAAGGGAAGUCGAAUCAGUCCAAUAACUCCAGUGCUUCCACGCCGGGAUCAGCGCCUCCCUCAACGCCCUCGCCCAGGUGUCAAACUCCAGUUACGAAUAAUCCCAGUCCCGCGGGCAGUGCUUUCAGUACGCCACCCGUACAUGGUUCCAAUCCCAGCCAGAAUUCCCAGAGUAAUGGCAAUCCAACGGGUCAGCAGCAGCAGCAACAACAACAGCAGCAGCAACCCGGUGGCCAACUGAUGAGCUCCAAUUCCAGCCUCAUGAACAUGGCCACCAUGAUAGACACCUUUACGGAUGCCCAGCUCCAAUCGAAUCAGAUCUCAAGCACGGUCCUGGAUUCCCCGUACUCCUAUGACUAUCAAACGGGUUCUUAUAUUGAUUCGAGGAACUACUAUGGCCAGUGGCCAACGCCGCAUGCGCCCAUGGGUGCCAUGCAGGUGGGAGGAGGAGCACCUGGAGGAGCGGGAGCACCAGGAGGCGUUCCUGGAGCAGUUCCUCCCCUAACGCCCACCACGCCCUCAGCUCAGCAAUUGGGUGUCCCUCCUCCAGUGACUUCUGUUCCCGGAGGAACCUCUACUGGAACCGGUCCCUCACCUCUGCCACCCACAGCUCCUCCCUCUGCGAUUACACCCAACACCCAGCUAGAACCGAGCAAUGGUUAUGGCAGCGGAUCGUAUCAAACUUUGGUCAGCAAUCCAGGAUUACAACCCUCAAAUCCCACGGAAGUGCAGCAGCAACAUCAGCAGAGUCAACAGCAACAGCAGGCGGCGGGCUUAACGGGAGGUUCCGUGCUACCCAGUAAUCUGCCUGUAGGAGCUCCCGUUGACCACCUGGUCAAGAGUCGCCUGAUCAGCGAGGAGAAUCCCGAUUCGACGACCCUAGUGAAUCACCAUCAUCAUCACAAUCUGGCGGCGGAAUCGAAACUCACCGCCUUGACGGCCAUGCAACCGAUGACACAGCUAGCUCCGCUGACCACCGCCUCGCAUCAUCCGCAUCCACAUCCGCAGGAGGGAUUCGUGAAACCGAAGCCGCCGCCCAGUGAUUAUACGGCCCAGUACACGGCUCAGUAUCCGAAUAACUACCAGAUGUACCCGCCUCCUCCACCGCCUCCCCAUUCCGCCUACUCCGCCUACGAUGCGUAUCAGAAUAUGAACUACAACUAUGGUUACCAUCAUCAGGCGUACUCUCCCUAUGGCAUGUAUCCCCAGCAGACGCCUCCUCCAACGCCACCGCCUCCUUCACCCAAUUGGAAUAUGUACGGUCAUCAUCAGGGGGGUUCUGUUAAUUCCGGCUAUGGUGGCAACCCGGGAAAUCCUGCUGCCGGUUCCCUGAUAACCACCCAUGGCGGUGGCGUAACCCCAGCGGGUGUGGGCCUCCAGAAACCCAUAGUUCCCAUGCCUGGACCACUGCAUCAUCAGCAGGUGCAACAGGUGCAGCUGCAACAGCAGCAGCAACAACAGCAGCAGGAGGCGCCACAAACGAUAUUGCCCGAACUGAGCAACUCGGAGACCAUAGCCACCCCUACCCCUACUCAGGAAUCCCCCAGCAAUGAUGGAGGAUCGGGAAACCAAGGUGGAGGAAAUCAGACACCCACGGAUGUGGCGCCACCACCUCCUCCAGCUGCCUCGCCGGGAAGCACCAACUCGAGCAAAAUCGAACCCAUUGGCGAGGUGGCCGAGAUCAAUGAGAACAUCGAGGCCUUUGCCGAUCCCCAAAUGGGUGGAGUGGCCAUUGCCCUGAAUCAUGGCAGCGUCUUGAUUGAGUGUGCCAAGCAUGAGAUGCAUGCCACGACGGCGGUGCGAAGGCCAGAUCGUCAUCAUCCCACGCGAAUGACCCUGAUCUUCUACCAGCAUCGCAAUCUCAAUCGAUGUCGCCACGGGAUCGACGAGUGGGAGGAGAAGAUGCGGGUGAAGAAGAUCAACACGGAUCUGGAUAACAAAGCCAAAGAGGAGCGCGAGCGGCUGAUCAAGAAGGCGGCUGGCGAGGAUCUGGAUGAGCUGGACGAGGAUGCAAUGAUGGAUGAGCCGCCGGCGGUCAUUAAAAAGGAGGCCAACGGUGGGCAGCUGAAAAACGGAGCCAGUGGCAGUAAGAAAAAGAAGAGUAGCAGCAGUGAGACGAAGAAGAACCAAUCAAGCGAGCAGUCAAAAAACGAGAAGGUUGCCCUCCACGCACCAUCAACCACACUGACGACCACGUCGUGGACGACCCUGUUCCCCAUGCAUCCGUGCGUGGUUUCGGGGAAAUAUCCGGAGGGCAAUAGCAGUCCAACUUCGUCCACGAACAACGCCGCUACCAACGGUGGGCAGCAGCAGCUAGCUCCGCCUCUUCCUCCCCCUGGCAGUGGAUUAAUCCACCCACCACCCACUGGCACCGCAGCUCCAGUGCCGCCCACUCCGCAGCAGCAGCAGCAGCAGCAGACCUGAAUCUCUUCAGGCUGAGGGGCUACUACUGGUAACCAGAAGUAUCCCUAAUCUUAAGCACAUCCACACAAAUCAACCCUGUUCGGGAUUUCAAAAAACGUUGAUUUUGAAAAUAUUUAAAAAAGGGUUUUGGGAAAAAGAAAUGAUAAAUUAA